Molecule: messenger RNA, 3914 nt
Organism: Papilio polytes (common Mormon)
Lineage: Eukaryota; Metazoa; Arthropoda; Insecta; Lepidoptera; Papilionidae
Product: exportin-4-like
Exons: 15
Coding region: 136-3438 (1100 amino acids)
Biological process (GO): protein export from nucleus
Cellular component (GO): cytoplasm; nuclear pore
Molecular function (GO): small GTPase binding; nuclear export signal receptor activity
Source: RefSeq, a predicted model, not a curated record
UUUCUUUUUGUAAAUGUCGUAAAUUGUAAUUUUGCGAUGUCUGAAUAUCUAAAUGUUUUGAUUUACGAUAUGAUUUGGUAUAAGAGAGUUUAAAUUAUAAUUAUCCUUCCUGUCAAUAAAUUUGUAUUAAUCAAAAUGAGUGACUCUGCCAUCCAAACCUUGGAGUCAGCGGCACAAAUAUUGAUGGCACCACCAAACCUGGUGUCACCAGAACAACGCCAUCAAGCAGAAAGUGUCUUUUUAGAAUUUCGCACAACAAAAAAUCCUUAUCAACUGUGCCGCGAGAUUCUCGAGAAGUCAUCAUCGGAAUAUGUGCUCUUUGAAGCUGCUGGUCUGAUAAAAGCAGGCCUGAUAAGGGAAUGGAGUUUAUUAUCUAAAGAGGAUACUUCAUCAAUAAGAGAGUAUUUAUUAAAUUAUUUACUGCGAAAAGAAAAUCCUGCAUUUGUGAAAGAGAGAUUACUACAGACUAUAGCCAUAAUCAUCAAAAGAGGUAGUGUUGAUGAUGGAGGUAGAGAAAGGAAAGCUUUAUUGGCUGAAUUAGAGAAAAUAAUUGUAAGCCCACCUAUUAGUCAACAGAGGCUAGCAUGUUCCUUGAUAUUGGCUAUAAUGCAAGAAUUUGCAAUCACAGUUAAAACGGCAGAUGUUGGGUUAAUAUGGGAAGUGCAUUUCCGUUUGAAGAAAUCAUUUGAAACAUUGAAUUUGAAGCGUAUAUUUCGCUUCACGAUUGGAGUAUUGGAACAAAUCAUACGCUCAGGUCAUCCACCUGAAGGUGACCAAGCAAUGCUAACCAAGCAAUUGAUUACUAUCAUAGAAACUAUACUAUGCUGGAGUCAUGUAUCACCUUUACUGUCAAAACGAUUGAUUGGUGCAUUUGAAGCUAUCUACGAAAGCGAGACAGCACCUGCAUUGAGGUUAAGUAUGAACUGGCGGGACACUAUAAUGAAACCAGAAUUGAUUGCAUUGUUCUUUGAGCUACAUAUAUAUGUUCGCUCAAAUCCUGACCUAGCUAAUCCUUCACUGACUUGUUUAGUGCAAUUGGCGAGCUUAAGUGGCGUAGUAGUGUCGGCCAGUAAUUUAAAACAGCAGUACCUGGAGCAUUACGUGAACAAUUUUCUCCGAAUGUUAUCAUUCAUUCAGCCGAAUCACAGGGAAAUGCUCGGUAUAUCAGAGAUAUAUCGCAGAUUGAUACAGUUUUUUACACCUACCUUGAUAGCUGGGACGCCUCCUGAUUUUCUUCAGUACUUGACAACUUAUACAUGCCAUUGUAUAAGAGGUUCAAUAAUAGAAGAAGGAUUGAAUGAAGACACAGUAUUAAGAGAAGCAUUGAACAAAUUCUUGCACACUUGGAGUUCUUUGGUGCAUGAUGUUGAUGGAUACACAACUGAAACAUUACAAAAUCCAUGCAUAGAAGUGUUCAACACAUAUCUCCAAUGCAGAUUAGCUCCUCCCGAUGGUACCAGGGGACUUGAAGCUAAGGAUGGCUGUGAUGAAGAUGUAAAGGAUGAUAUAGAAGAAGAUGAUAGACAGUUACAUAAUGAAGUGUUAAUGACAAUAGGUGCGAUGGCUCGUAAGGCACCUGCACAUUGCUGUCAUUUACUCUUCACUUUAUUGCAAGAUAGAAGCAAAAGGUUGGAAAGUCAACUGCAAUUAAUGCAUACUGGCAAGGUACUGGUUUCUGGAGCAAAUCAAUUGUCGAUGCUGUUUGAAGAUUUGCAUUGGAUUUUAAUGAUAAUUGGACAUUUCCUAUCGACUGAUGGAUCUGGUGAGGCGCGCACGGAGGCGAAUGUGCCAUUGGAGCUGAUGAGGUACAGCAUCAGGGAGAAUGCCAACGUGGAUGCUUCACUGCGAUACUUGGUAGGCGAGACCACCGCGCAUGAGAACAUCGACCCCAUUAUCAAAUUAAUUGGUUUAAUCAUACGUAUAAAUGAAUGGGAGUGCGCGGCGCUGGAAGCCGGCUUCGGCGGCGUCCUGAGUCCGGAACUUUCCGCGACCGUUUCUUGGCUGCUCAAAGUGUGGGCCAAUUCAUACUUAAUGCUGGACCCCGCCGACUACACUGAAAUGUCGUCAGUGAUAGAGUGCGCGUUCCGACACGAGAGCGAGUGCGCGUCGUGGGCGGUGCGGCGGCUGGCGGGGCGCGCGCGCGUCGUGCUGCGCCACCUGGCCGCGCAGCCCGCCGCCGCGCGCCACGCCGUGCAGCUGCUGGCGCACCUCGCGUAUGCCUACCCCAAUCGUAAUCAGCUAGCGAACUGCGAGGAGUUCGUAGCGUUGGUGGCGUGGGAAGUGUCCGGGAACAAUCUGCCGGGCUCUCUCAGGAAAGAACUGCAUAAGGUGUUUGCCCGACUUGCAUCAUAUACUGAAGGCGCGGGCCGCAGCUGCCUGGUGGCGAGCACGGCGGCGCUGCAGCAGCGGCUGGAGGCGCUGCUGGGCGCGGAGCAGGACACGGAGCCGCUGCGCGCCGCGCUCGCUGACACCCUCGACUGCUACUGCGGCAUCGCGGAGGGCAUGCUGGAGAUGUCGAGCAUGGACGAGCAGGUGCGCAUGGUGCUGAGCGCGCUGGAGAAGGUGCCGGGCGUGGUGUUCAAGUACCACAACUACGCGGCCGUGGUGCUGCCGGCGCUCAACCUGCUCGCCAAGUCCGCCAAGCACGCCAUGCACUGCCAAAACCAGGACACCGUUAAUAAAUUCGUCGAUAUAUGUCACACGACCUUCGAAGUUUACGCUCGAUGGAACUCUGGCAAGAUUUCGAGCAUACCUCAAGAUGUAGAAGAGGAAGCUUACGAUGACAUCAUAGCGCUGAUGCAGCUAGUGCGGUGGCUGUCGUGUGGUGCGGGAGGCGCGGGGGGUGGCGGGUGCGCGCGCGGCCUGCGCCUGCUGCUGCCGCUGGUGACGCCGGCGCUGCUGGCGCUGCCCACCCUCGCGCACUCCGCCUUCCGACUGCUCAGAGACCUGGAGCAGGCUGAUGAGUUAACAAAUCUACCGAUACAAGAUUUCAACAUGGUGAUCGCUGCUCUGCGCAUCGGUCUGACCGCAGUCUCCAGCGACGUGUCCACACUCUGCUGCGAGACUAUAGUCGGUCUGUCCAACAGGGCGCAGACUAUGGGCGAGGACAACAGAUAUUCAGUCGCAUUAUUAAGCUUGGCUCAAUUAUUACUAAUGUUAAUAUUAAAAAUGGAAAUACCACCAGAUUCUAUUCCGGCGGCCGGUGCUGCGAUUUACUCUUUAACGUGUGUAAGACCGUCUCUUCUAGAAGGUUUAGCAAGACAAGUGAUAGACGCGUUUGCAGCUAACGAUCCAACUAAUGUACCGAGAUUGGAAGAUGCCUUCAGGUUGCUAACUAAUGGAGUUCUCUUUGACGGUUAUAGACCACACAAGAUAAGAUUCCAGGAUAAUUUCGAUAAGUUCCUGUCGAGUGUGCAUGGAUUCCUCAUCGUCAAGUAAGUUGCUAUGAGUAGAAAUCGAUAUACCCAAGUAUAAUCGAUGUUAACAUCGAUAAAUGUUUGACAUGACCUUGUACGAUGUGACCUUUGACUCUUCAAAGUCACUUCUAUAUGUCGUACAAAUAUUUAAAAUAUUAUGCCGUUUUCAAAUGAUUCAGGCUUUGACAAUUAUGUAGAAAAAAAAAUUCUUUAACCACAAAUAUGUGGCUUGCUAUUGCAAAUUUUAUGAAUAUAAUUGAUCGAGUAAAAUUGAUAGUUAAAUAUGAGAAUGGGGAUUUUUUUAAGGGAAUUUAAAAUCCCUCCUUUGGGCUGUGUGACGUUCCAUUGAUGGAGAAUUAAAAAAUAAGCUUUUUGUAGUUUUCUUGAAUAGAUUCUCAAUUUUGAUACUGUUUUGGCCUAAAUAGACGCCUUAAGGCGAAUCUCUAAAUCAACGAUAUCUCAUUUUUAAUUCGAUAAACAAAAAUAUCAAUUUUAUGU